CCACUGCCUGGAUUUUCCCAGUGCACAGCUCUAUGGGAGGCUAAGAUCCAUCACUGCUUGAUCUGCAGUGCAUUCCUUUCUAGGAGGAUGCAAAGGAAAAGCUAAGGAGAAGAAUCACAUGUAAGAAGCAGGCACAAGUCUCUUAUAACUGGCACAGUCCAGUGCAAUGAACCCCUCUACUUUCUGCAAGGGGAUGAUGUGAAAGCCAGGUAUGAACAGGUUAAUUUCCUCUUCAUACUGACUGCUAAGCUACAGCAAGCCUGUUCCAUCUGACUGCAUAGACUGGGGAGUGGGGGACGCUGGAUUCAGCACUGACUGCUAACUUUGCGGAAAGGAAAAAAAGCCAAAGACUGGAAGCCCCCUUAUUCCUGAUAUAGUGCAUAUAAAGGCGAGCUUCCCAGCUGAGGGUCCCCGGAAUGAUGCUAUCCGCAGCUCCUGUCAUCAUCCCCUGCAGUUCUUGGAUUUUCUCUGAAUCAGACACCAAUGCUACUGUGCAUGAUCUUCAGACUGCAUGGCAGAGCUGAGAGAUCUAUCCUAUUCAGAUUGGGUCCAGGGAGGAGAAAGGAUAGACGGGUGAGCUGGAUGAUCCAAAGCAGACCUUGGUUAUUGCUCUCGAUCCUAGCCAAGGAGCAAAAAAAGAAAUAAAAUUCAGAUCAGAAAACAACAAGGAAUCGCUUCACUGGUCAAGAGUGAGAUGAAGAGUUGUCGUUGAGUCAGUAAGGCUUCUGUAACCACCAAGUUUAAUACUGGCAUGGGUUUUGGAAGGAUCUGGUAUCCACUGGAUCACAGUUGAUCCAAAAGGAGAUCCCUGCAGUCUCAAUGUGGAUUUUAUAAUUGGGAUCCCAUUGGAAAGGCUUGCAUUUCUGAGGAAAUAACACUGAUAACUUUCCACCUUAACCUCCUACGUGUUCUCAACAUUUGCCAUGGGAUUGGAAAUUCACUAAUUCUCUGUUGGAAACCAGCUGUGUAUUUUGUUUCCCAGCUUAUAUCCUACAACUGACAUGUAUGAAAUGGAAAAGCAAGGAUUAUUCAGUGCUCUUUGUUACCUGAUGCUCAAUUCCCCUCUCCUGUUCACUGUACAUGCCACAUUCACUGAAGUCCCCAAAGAUGUGACUAUAAGGGAGGGAGAUGAUAUAGAGAUGCCUUGUGCUUUUCGUGCCAGCGGUUCCUCAUCAUUCUCUUUGGAAAUCCAGUGGUGGUACCUUAAAGAGGCGACCAGGGAAACGGCACUGGAAUUAGCUAUCACUGCUCCUGGGAGCAGGAACAAGGUCAUUGUGAAUAAGGACGGAACAAAAAUCAGUGAACAGGACCAAUUCUUGCCAGUGAUCCAAUCCUCUACACGUUCCUGUUGAUAUUUCAUCAGCUCAUCUUCUUACUAUUCAACCACUGAUGGACCAUAUUGUGAAUCAUUCCUGAACCAACCAAACAGCCCAUAAGAACUUUAUCCAAAUCCCUCCCUUUAUGAAAGCUGCAAAUUUAGAAAGGACAGAAAACAAUAAGACUGAAUGAAGCAUGGCAAACACUUUACGUUGAAAAAUAAAACAAAAAAAGUAAAAAAAAAAAAUAUACAAACAUAUUUUUGGAAAAACCUAAAAGAAAUGAACCGCCCGAAAUGACGCAUCUAGUUUCCAACAAAAACAAGAGUCUAGUCUCUGCCUUGCUUCGCGCACGGCCAUUAUGAUUUCUGAAUAUGAGAUCCAUAACUUAUCAGACAUUUUCUUUAAAAAAAAGUUUAAAAAAAUCUUUGUUGGUCUUUGUGCACGAACUGUUGAACAGUUAUUUUUAUGAUGAUCUGUAAAUUUAUUGAGUUGACAGAGACGUUCUCCCGAAGAAAAAAAUAAUAUUUUUAAUUAGAAUGUGUUUAAUGUUUUUUUUCUUAUUUCUUUCAUUAGUUUUGUCCUUUUUUUAUUAAAUUAUUUAAUUUCAGUAUUUUUUUUUCAUCGAUAGGCACAUGUCAAAUUCAUUAUUACUCACCAUCAAUAAUAUUUAUUUUUAAAUAAAGAUUGGAAACAAGAAAAAGAAAAUUUGUUUAUAACAAAAAAAAACCUGUAUUGUAUAAUGCUGAAUAACAGUUGAAUAAAAUGAUUUUGAGAUAAGA
Messenger RNA from Hyla sarda, 2098 nucleotides. It is a transcript of the gene VSTM2B, whose product is annotated as V-set and transmembrane domain containing 2B. NCBI's taxonomy places the organism in Eukaryota, Metazoa, Chordata, Amphibia, Anura, Hylidae. The record is from RefSeq and is a predicted model, not a curated record.